UAGUGGAUAGACGGUCCAACCGUCCCUGCAUAUUUCAAGAUUCCAGACGCUCACUGUUUUUCAUCUUUCUUUCUCUCAUAACCUUGUGGUCUUUCCUUUCUCUCAAAGCAUCAUACGCGUUGCACGCGAAUUUGGCCUCCAAGAGUCCACAUACACCACUCUUUUCCUGUCGAUCCUUUUCGGUACAACACAAUGACUCUAAAAUUGCUUGCGCUAUCGUCUCUCGCUUUGCUAACUAACGCGCAUAUGGCCGCGUAUCACAAGGCAAUGUAUUGCUUUAAUGGAACUGUGGCGGGACAGGUCAAUUAUAACAAUGACGACCCUGUCAGCCCCUUGUGGAUGUUACAGAAGAACGAUUACUGGUUUCAUCAUUUCAACGGGUGUGAUGAGUUUCCCCCUGCGCCAGGAGACUUCCUUGAACUACCUGCCGGAAGUUCCUUUACUGUUGAAGUAGCCGCCAACCGUGGUGUGACGUCCCUGUCAUUUAAUGGACAAUUUGCGACUGAGUGGGGUGAUGGUAAAAAUCACCCCGACGACUACUCCAUCGCAAACUUGGCAGGCUCUCCUCUUUCUGAAAGUGAUUGCAUAGGUAGUCCCAAUAUGCAUACACAAAACCAGUCCAUGGCUGCUGGGACUGCAUUCGCAAUCUCUUACCAGUCGGAACUCAGCGAGGUUACGAUUGACAACCUCGUCGUGUUUACCGUCCGCUAUAACACCCCCUGGAAACGUAUCACAAGCUACGAUGUUCCCAAGGACAUGCCUGCUUGUCCCGCAGAUGGUUGCACUUGUGCUUGGGUUUGGAUUCCGGAUGGGUGCGGCGAGCCUAACAUUUACAUGCAGGGAUUCAAGUGCAUGGUUACCGGCGCUACCUCCACUACUCCUCUUGCCACCCCUAAACCUCCCGUCUGGUGCGAGGGGGACCAGAGUACAUGUACUCAGGGCGCAAAGCAAAUCCUGAUCUGGAAUCAGGCUGAGGGCAACAAUAUCGCAGUUACUGGUAAUGACCUGAGCGGCAAUGCUAAGAGUCCGGCGUACAAUAGCAAGUGUGGGUUCCAGGACGGAGCACAGAAUGACAUCUUUGGUACAUCGUCCUCUGCCGCCGCCCCGCCUGUAGCAAUUGCUUCAUCACCCUUAUCGGCUACUUCAGUAUCCUCUUCAGCUUCAGCAUCAUCCUCUUCAGCUGUUGCAUCAUCCUCGCCAGCCGUCUCAUCUUACCCAUCACCUUCUUCGUCACCUGCUUCGUCACCCGCUUUAUCAUCUAAGAUAUCUUCUAGUGCUGUAGCCUCGUCAGCUGUUUCAUCAUACCCAUCACCUUCUUCAUCACCCGCUUCAUCAUCCAAGAUAUCUUCUAGUGCUGCAGCCUCGUCAGCUGUUUCAUCAUACCCAUCACCUUCGUCACCCGCUUCAUCAUCCACGAUCUCUUCCAGUGCCGCAGCCUCAGCGGCCUCACCUCCAUCGUGCGAGACUUCUACUAGUACAAUGUUCAUUACAUCUACGGUUCAGCCACCUGCGGUGGCAACCACCUCUACACCGAGUUAUCUUGCAACCUCACAAUCGGCCAACAAUCUCGUAGCCACUGCUGUAUCGAGCUCAUUGAGUGCCACCCCGACAGGCCACAAGACUUGCCGCAAACGGAUGGUUCACAAGCCCGUCCGUCGUCGUUUUCUUUUCAAGUAGUUGAUCUACGCUGCGAUCCUGUCGACUACAAUCAUCUCUUAUUGUUGAGCGGGCUCGACUAUCUUUUGUUAGCUCGUCUGUAGAUUGUGAGUUUCGCAUUCCCUCGUUUUCGUUUUUCUAUUGUCAUAUUCUUGAAGUUCGAUUAUUGUUUAUGCCCCGCAUGUUGUCGUUGUUACCAUCUCGGCGUUAGCACUCAUUGAAUGAGGCUCAAUGUAUUUUACUCCGCAUACAUUUGACAGAUACCAAAUACUAGAUACCGCAUGCUGAAUUCCCAUGUACCAGUCUUCCUUGCAUUGGAAGGCAACAGACUUGUGUGAUUCCAUACAAUUGUUUUUCUACGGAGUGAUUCUUGAUGAAACCAG
Messenger RNA from Suillus plorans, 2039 nucleotides. RefSeq lists its product as uncharacterized. Bases 193 to 1677 code for a protein of 494 amino acids. The record is from RefSeq and is a predicted model, not a curated record. NCBI's taxonomy places the organism in Eukaryota, Fungi, Basidiomycota, Agaricomycetes, Boletales, Suillaceae. The transcript has 10 exons.